This is a messenger RNA of Arabidopsis arenosa, 794 nucleotides long. The record is from the annotation of a GenBank genome assembly. Lineage: Eukaryota; Viridiplantae; Streptophyta; Magnoliopsida; Brassicales; Brassicaceae.
GCUCUCGUCGCAAAUCUGUUGAUGUUCUUGACUUCUCAAUGGCACGACUCGAUCUUUUCUCUCCAUCAAUUUCUUCUGGCCUGUUACUCGUCUGGUGGGUUUCUUCUUUGCGAUGGGUGUUUGCUUGUUCGUUAGGAGGCGGGAGUAGUUUUUGUCUUUGGACCGGCUUCCAUGUUCGAGGUUCGCGGCUGCUUUCUCCUAGGUGGGUUUUGGAGUCGUUUCUGGUUUGGUUUGGCUGCUCAAUUGCUUCUCUUGUGAGGCUCGGUGGUGACUCCGGUCAGUUCGUGGUGCGAGAUGGAUGUGAAUUUCAGAUCUGGUUCUUUCACCUUUUCGGGUAUGUUGCUCUGGUUGGCGGAUUCUUCUGCUGAUUGUUUUUGAAUUCUCAGAGUCUUCUUUUUGUGGGGUUUUUGUCUGUUCUGUGGUUGGAUCUUGUUUGAGUGAAGUUUCGGUUCUGGCCAUUGUUUCUCUGCCUUGGUGUUGUGUUUUGUAUCGAAUGUCCUGGAAAAUCUCUCGUGUGGUGAGACGGACUCGAUGCCUUUUGCCAUUGGCUCUUUGCUCAUCUUCUUUAGUUGGUUCUUCUGUCUCAUCAAGAUCUGCUUCGUUUGGAGUUCGUGGGUCGCUAUUUUGCCAUCAUAUGCGGUAUCUCUUCCACUUGAGAUUAUCGUCUUCUCGGGGUUGGUUUGGAACGUUUAAUACUACCCAAAGCUCUAUCAAUUCUUUCAGCAGAGAGAGGAGCUAUUCAUGGGUUUUGAUUCGGUUCCUCUCCACAAGACAAAUAAGGCAUUUGUGCGUCG